AACUGUUAUCAUAUAUAGACAGUUGCGGAUCACUGAUUUGAUGACACUAUAUGGUGCAUAUUUAAUUAAAUGACUUUGCAAUCAAUUUGAUAUUUGGGUGUGUUAUGACAUUGCAUUUAGUUGGAAACGGGACGUUGAGAAUGGCGGAGUCGAACUAAAGACCGUUGUUAUCAACAAGAAUUUUGACAUGUUCACAACAAAGAAAAUGAACGACCUGGUGAUGGUACCCUUGUUUUUGUUAGCGACAGUAAUCCACCUUACAGAAUGUAUGGUCUACCACACAGCGUUCCUUGGAAGAAAUUUUUCAGCACCAAUUGAAAAUGGAAUAUAUGGGUUUUUACAGUAUCAGGAUUUAUCAGAGAAACCAAAUGUAGUUGACGAAGUGAAUUGUACAUGGACACCUGACGGUACAAUGAUAAAAGCAUCAUCACCGGAAUGUAGGGAUCUAAUUCCUGAUGGUUUUCAACUUUCAUCGACCGGUGUCAAGGUUGAAUCUUCCGAAGAAUUUACUCUGCAUGUGUAUCAAACCGAUUCAAAAGGUAAUCUUUCCGACGGGUACCUUGCUAUUCCAGACGAGCAUCUUGGUACAGAAUACUAUGUUUCUACUUAUUGUUCGUUAGGUGGUCACUGUCAGAUUGCUGUGGCAGGUACUACCGACAGCACAUCGCUUCAGAUUGUCUUUCCCGAGCAUAUCCCACCAGGGUCUGUCACUUGCAAUGGACAAAGUAUUACCACUGGGGACCCAGUUUCGUUUAAACUAAACGAAAACGAGGUAUUGCAUAUUGAAAGCAAUGAAAGUCAAGUUGAUCUAUCAGGCACUUACAUAACAUCUGAUAACGUAAUAGCAGUGUUUAUUGGAGCACGAGAUGGUCCAGAUGACGCUUGCAUGAUUGAGCAAAUUCCUCCUGUUAACAAAUGGGGUACUGAGCUUGUUGUAGCUACAAAUGUCCUCAAUGACGCAGGUGAUGCCAUAAAGAUUAUAACCCAAAGUGCAGAUACAACAAUUCACAUCCUCAGAUAUUCCCCAUUCACAAUUUCUAACGCGGGAGACUAUGUUGAGCUAAGGAUUGACUGGGAAAUGCACAGUACUAUCGUCGCAACAAAGCCAAUCCUUGUUGUACAGAUUAUGUCUAUUGACAUCUAUAACGACACGUCCAUAGUAAAAGGAAAACCUGCCAUGGUGCUUGUACCCCACGUUGAGCAAUGGACCGACAAAGAAGUUAAGUCCGAUUGUUUUCUAAACGCAAGUGACGAUAGCAUUUUAACAGCAGUCGCAGAUUCGGACGUAGUACCAUGGGAUACCAAUAUGUUUGAUAUCACACAAACACCAAUUAAUGGUAGCGAAUAUUUUGUGGUAAAAAAUAAACCUAAGGUAGAAAUAACUGAAAGGAUAACGUCAGUAGGUGGAAUAAACCGUACUGUUUAUGGCUAUUGUAAAGGAAGGGCGGCAGUCCUUUUAGCAGCGAAUUGGUUAUGGAACAAUGAGGAAUGUUUUCGAACUCGUCCGAUGCCAGGAGACGGAGUGGAUAAUGACUGUGAUGGUAAAGUGGAUGAGGACAACUGUACAAAGGAUGAUUUAUUCGUCAAUUUUCAUUCAACACCAAACAAAACCAGCGGAGAGAUUUACUCCAAAACGUUGAUUGUAAUUGGUGCUUCACCAAUUCAUUUUAGUGUGACAACUUGUGGCGUUGCUGCAGUCACGUUUAAGGUAGCCAAUGACCAAAGGAAAUUGUUUACGGCACAUAUUUCACACAGAAUGGUAUCGUUAUUAUUGUCAUGCCCAGGCGGAUGUCCAAAUGGUAGUCACUUUCAUGACAGACAAGCAAGUAGCCCUUGCGUUGCAACUAAACAGGAAUUUGAAAUAAGAUGGAGUAUUACAGCUGAAGAUACUGAAAUUGAAUUUCUGUAUGAAAACGGUACGCUUAACAGAACGUUUGAAGUCCCAGGUGUACAACUUGACUUUGAUGUUAUGAUUAUGGCGGCAUUUUCAGGCAGUGCGAACUUUACAGUUGACUUGCCGGAGAAAAGACUGUGACAAAAUAAUAAGUGAUGAUGCUGAUAAUUAUGGCAUAGAAUUUAUAGUACCAACUUCUACAAGCACAAGCACAAAAAUAUUUCUAACAAACGCUAGCCCUACUAUAAAUGUUCAUGUUAAAGUUUAUGACAGUGAUGGGACCCUAAAAGAAGAACCUGUUGUUUCUACUUCAAGUACAUCGAUGAUUACGACC
Ruditapes philippinarum (Manila clam) is the source of this 2228-nucleotide messenger RNA. RefSeq lists its product as uncharacterized. The record is from RefSeq and is a predicted model, not a curated record. The transcript is spliced from 9 exons. Bases 188 to 2035 code for a protein of 615 amino acids. NCBI's taxonomy places the organism in Eukaryota, Metazoa, Mollusca, Bivalvia, Venerida, Veneridae.